Molecule: messenger RNA, 1539 nt
Organism: Solanum lycopersicum (tomato)
Lineage: Eukaryota; Viridiplantae; Streptophyta; Magnoliopsida; Solanales; Solanaceae
Product: E3 ubiquitin-protein ligase AIRP2-like
Biological process (GO): protein ubiquitination
Molecular function (GO): ubiquitin protein ligase activity
Source: RefSeq, a predicted model, not a curated record
AGAACGGAGGACUAUUACAGCACCAAAGUUUAGUUUUUCACUCACAAAUUCGAAAAAAAAAUUCUGUUUCUUUUUUUUUCUGAAAAAGAGAAGAAAAGGGUGUUGAGAAUUAGUGAUACUGAUGAUGAUUCUUUGGUUUUGAGAAUUUUUUGGGGUGUUUUAGUGUAGAAAGGGGAGAGAUUUGAGGAAAAAGGUGAAAAACAAGAGAAGAAAAGGGUGUUGAGGAUCAGUUAUUGUGAUGAUUUUAUGGUUCUGAGGAAUUAAUUUUGGAGUUUUUGGGUGUUUGAAGGGGGAAUUAGUUUGGGGUUGUGUGGUGUUUUGAAGGAGGAAAUUGAGGGAAAAGGGAUAUGUAUACAGGAGGUUUAGGAGGGCCAAUGAGAAAAUCAUUUAAAGAUUCUAUAAAAGUUCUUGAAGCUGAUAUUCAACAUGCCAAUACACUUGCAUCUGACUUUUCGGGGGAGUAUGAUGGUGCUUGCUUACAGAUGCGAAUGUCAUACAGUCCUGCAGCACACAUCUUCCUUUUCUUAGUGCAAUGGACUGAUUGCCAUCUUGCUGGUGCCCUUGGUUUGUUGAGAAUUCUUAUUUACAAGGUACAUGUCGAUGGCACCACAACCAUGUCAACUCAUGAAAGGAAAGCAAGCAUUAGGGAGUUCUAUGCUGUUAUUUAUCCCUCUUUAGUUCAACUUGAAAGAGGUGUCACAGACUCGGAUGACAAAAAACAAAACGCAGUUUGCCAGGAGAGAUACAAGAGACGAGAUAGUGAGGAUUUCAGAAAAGCUUAUGAUCUGGACAUUGAAAGGGAAGAUGAAUGUGGAAUUUGCAUGGAGGUGAACAGCAAAAUUAUCCUUCCCAACUGCAAUCAUAUAAUGUGCUUGAAAUGCUAUCGUGAAUGGCGUUCGAGGUCACAGUCAUGCCCCUUUUGCCGCGAUAGCUUAAAAAGGGUGAGCUCGGGGGAUCUGUGGGUGUAUAUGGACAGCAAAGAUGCAGUCGACAUGACAACAAUUACGAAGGAGAAUCUAAGAAGGUUGUUCAUGUAUAUAGAGAAGUUACCAUUGAUCAUGCCGGAUAAUGUUUUCGACACAUAUGAUGAUACUCAUCUAAGGUAAAACAGAAAUAGCCUAUUGGUUGUCUUGUUGAAAUUGUUCAAAUGCAAGAUUUAGAAAAUGGAGGUUAUGGCAUUGGAUUUGGUGAUGCUGGAUUAGACAUGAAGGUGGUGGUUCCUUUUCCACUACCUUGUGAUUAGAAGAAAUCCAGCCUGUAUUAUUUGGAGCAUAUAGAGAGGCGGAGCUAGGAUUUGAACUUUCAUGCAUUCUAUUGAAAUUCUAGGAUGGUAACAUCGAAUUUAUGUACAUACAUAGCACAUUUCUCUUGAUACAAACACAUGGUUUGACUAAAGCUACUAAGUUCAGAUGAACUCGUAUAUUGGCCUCUAGCUCCGACCCUUUUCGGGAUUGAGAAGCUAAGUUGGAUUUAGCUAAAAAGAGCUUUAUAAUGCUGUUUUAUACACAUGCAUGUAACAGUUGCUUCUUAAGAUUACUA